AUGGCGGCGACAGGAGUCUUGCCUUUCGUCCGAGGCAUUGAUUUGACGAAAAAUGACUUUAAGAUGUUGAUUUUAGUGGUAAUGAUUCUGGAUGUUGUUUUUUCAGAUGUUAAUUUUAGUGGUAAUAAUUCUGAACUCGUUUUUUCAGAUGUUAAUUUUAGUGAUGUUGAUUUUAGUGGUAAUAAUUUACCCAGAGUUCCUGAACCUUUGUAUAAAUUAUCUUCGUUGAAACGUCUUAAUUUAUCAAAUAAUCAGAUUUCAGAGUUAUCUCUCAUGGUUGAUGUGUGGACGAAUUUAGAAACGUUGAAUCUUUCUAGAAACAAUAUUAAAUCAUUACCAACUAGCCUCCAUAAAUUAUCAUCAUUAAAGAAAUUGUAUGUAAAUUGUAACGAGUUAGAUUUUGAAGGAAUACCGGCCAGUAUUGGUAAAUUACAUAACCUGGAGAUUUUCUCAGCUGCUAAAAAUAACCUAGAGAUGAUUCCUGAAGGUCUCUGUAG
Messenger RNA from Lottia gigantea (owl limpet), 497 nucleotides. RefSeq lists its product as hypothetical. The record is from RefSeq and is a predicted model, not a curated record. Lineage: Eukaryota; Metazoa; Mollusca; Gastropoda; Lottiidae. The annotation marks the transcript as partial. The transcript has 5 exons. Gene Ontology annotation, molecular function: protein binding.